Molecule: messenger RNA, 847 nt
Organism: Momordica charantia (bitter melon)
Lineage: Eukaryota; Viridiplantae; Streptophyta; Magnoliopsida; Cucurbitales; Cucurbitaceae
Gene: MBF1A
Product: multiprotein bridging factor 1A
Cellular component (GO): nucleus
Molecular function (GO): DNA binding
Source: RefSeq, a predicted model, not a curated record
ACCGCUGCCGCCGAGGCGUGGGAGAAUAUCAGCGUUUUUCAUUUCUAGGCACGUAUCUUCGAACCCUAAGCCACCGCGGAAAAUCGUUAUCGACAGCAGAGAGUUGCAGGAAGAGGAGAGGGAAAUGUCUGGGAUUGGACCGAUUUCACAGGAUUGGGAACCCGUUGUCAUCAGGAAGAAGGCACCCAACGCCGCCGCCAAGAAGGACGAGAAAGCCGUAAACGCUGCUCGCCGCUCCGGCGCCGAGAUCGAAACCUUAAAGAAAUCUAAUGCUGGGACAAACAAAGCUGCUUCAAGCAGUACUAGUUUGAAUACCAGGAAGUUGGAUGAUGAGACAGAAAAUCUUACUCAUGAUCGGGUACCAACUGAGCUGAAGAAGGCAAUUAUGCAGGCCCGUACCGACAAGAAGCUUACGCAGUCUCAGCUUGCUCAAUUGAUUAAUGAGAAGCCACAAGUGAUUCAGGAGUACGAGUCUGGGAAAGCCAUUCCAAAUCAACAAAUAAUUACCAAGCUUGAGAGAGCUCUUGGAACUAAACUUCGUGGAAAAAAGUAGGAAGACCUCCUUUGGGUAGUGUAAGUGGUGAAUUUGGCCCAAGAGCUUUGGCUUGAGACAAUGACUUAUAUUGUGUAGUUGCUCUUCGCUGAUCUUGAGUGUGUAGUGUGAAUGAAUUUAGCCUAUUUGUCUCUUGUAUCUACUUUGACUUCUAAUGAAUGUCGGGUCGUCCUUUCGGAUUGCACACUCCAUGGUUUUUCAUAUUUUUCCCCAUCUCGUGCUGUCAUGUCUCGCUAAGUUGCCUCUUAAUCGAAAAUUCGAAAUGGAACCAUUCUAGGUGAUGAUUUUCACUCA